CAGCAACGUGCUGCUGCCGGAGAGGAAAGGAUUGAGUAUAGCAGUUCCAUCUAUCAUGAAAUGAUGUCAACCUAUGCGUCACACGGUGCACCAGAGAAGGCAGAAGAAAUGUUGGACGAACUUUGCCAAACUGUUUUGGAUGGCACUACUGACAAUAACCAAAGCAACCUGGAGGUCAACAGCAGGUCUAUGAACAUGGUCUUAUCCGCGUGGGCAAGGGCCAACAAUCCAGACCGGGCCGAAGCCAUUUUGAAGCGUAUGAUUGACUACCGUGAUCGCGGUCUGUCUGGAAUGGCUCCAAUCGCCAUGAACUACAUGCGUGUGAUUGAGUGUUGGAAUCGAUCCAGUAGCAGCAACCCAUUGGCAGGGGAACGAGCUGACGAUCUUUUGAAGCUAAUGGAGAACGAUGCGCAACGAAAGUCCAAGACUCACAUGUUCCUGGCCAAUAAAGGAUUGUACUUGGCGGUCAUGAAACGAUUGGCCCAGUUUGGAUCCGGAGAGCGUGCCGGGGAGUUGCUUCGCCGUGUACAAAGCCUCUUUGAGGACGAGAAAUCGAACACGGCCAUUGAUCAAUUCCUGUACCGUGAAGCAAUUUUGGCAUGGAAGAAUUCCACGUCUCCAAAUGCCGCAGCACGUAGCGAGGUGUUGGAACAGGAGCUGUUGCAACGUUUCUUCUCGUCACAGCGAAGCAGCAAUUGA
This is a messenger RNA of Seminavis robusta, 699 nucleotides long. NCBI's taxonomy places the organism in Eukaryota, Bacillariophyta, Bacillariophyceae, Naviculales, Naviculaceae. The record is from the annotation of a GenBank genome assembly.